Scatophagus argus is the source of this 951-nucleotide messenger RNA. Its product is annotated as uracil nucleotide/cysteinyl leukotriene receptor-like. Gene Ontology annotation, biological process: neuropeptide signaling pathway. Gene Ontology annotation, molecular function: G protein-coupled receptor activity; neuropeptide binding. Lineage: Eukaryota; Metazoa; Chordata; Actinopteri; Scatophagidae. The coding region runs from base 1 to 951 and encodes 316 amino acids. The transcript has a single exon. The record is from RefSeq and is a predicted model, not a curated record. Gene Ontology annotation, cellular component: membrane; neuron projection.
AUGAACCCCGGACAGCACCUCGAUUUCAGCUCUGCCACGGAGGAGGAUAGCUUUAUGGAUAACGAAAUCAAUCGCAGUGAACCAAUGAUGGGCUUGCAUGAUUUUGCCUGGUACAUGCUGCCCACUGUGGUCACGGUGCCACCACUGGGGUUACCCACCAACGCUCUGGUCAUACGCCUCCUACUGGGAAAACCUGGAAUCUGCUCAACCUCGGAGAUCUUCACACUCAAUCUUGCUCUAUUCGACAUGCUGUUCUGCGUCAUGGUCCUCACCGAGUACAUCCGUUUCCUAUGCAAUACAACAGCAGAAGCUGCUAACUUCAUGGCGUGGGGUUUGAAUCAGGCAGGGGGGCCGAUGUUGCUCUGCAUGUUGAAUUUGGACAGCUACAUAGCCGUCUGCCAUCCACUGGUCUUCCUUCGACUCAAGAAUCCUAAACUGCGGGUGUCGCUGUGCUUAGUGGUGAGCGCCUUAACUGUUGCUUGUUGCUGUCUGGUGAAGGUCUCCUCAGUAUUCAAGUGGAAUGUGAUACUGGCGCUCCUGAGCACUGCCAUAGUGAUCAUAUCAACCUGCAACAUCUUGAUUCUCAAGUCCCUCAGCAAAUCAGGGCCCAGCAGGAAGGAGGUCCACCCAGUGAAAAAGCGAGCAUUCAAGCUAGUGUUGACUACGUUUGUGAUGGUCAACUUUCACUACCUCCCCCCAGUUGGCGAGUACCUGCUUAGGCAGUUUGGUCCCAGUUCUUUCAGACCCUUUUCAGUGAUCACCUUGGCCUCCUACAUGGUCCUCUCCUUGGGCAGUUUCGUUCAGCCUCUGAGUUAUCUGGUCCGGACCAAACAUCUACCCAAGAUCGGAUGUCUCUGUGGCUCAACUGCUGAAAAAAAACCCAGUUGCAACAGUUUAGAGCAGCAGCCUGACUUUCAUGACAUGAAAUGUAAGGGAAGACCUGGACUGUAA